Messenger RNA from Stereum hirsutum FP-91666 SS1, 1841 nucleotides. RefSeq names its product NAP-domain-containing protein. The coding region runs from base 27 to 1289 and encodes 420 amino acids. Lineage: Eukaryota; Fungi; Basidiomycota; Agaricomycetes; Russulales; Stereaceae. The transcript is spliced from 4 exons. Gene Ontology annotation, cellular component: chromatin; nucleus. Gene Ontology annotation, biological process: nucleosome assembly. Gene Ontology annotation, molecular function: chromatin binding; histone binding. The record is from RefSeq and is a predicted model, not a curated record.
CCGCCCUCUCCUCGUCGUCGCCCACGAUGUCCGCAAACGUCCCAAUCUCACAAUCCAACGAUAUCACCGCGCCUACCCCCCAGAACACACCCCUGACCCACGCCCCCAUCGCCGCAGGUCUCUCGAGGCCCACCGUGCCAGACAUCUCGGAAGAUGCUGAGCCAAAUGAAGAGGCUGAUAAUGCCGACGAUGUUCAGGAGGCCAUGCUCGGUCUCGUUCAGGGGAGACUGGCUGGCCUUGUAGGCAAGAGCUCAGGCUACAUCGAGAGCCUGCCCGACGAGGUCAAGAAGAGCGUAGAAGCGCUCAAGGGGGUGCAGUCAAAGCAAAACGAGCUCCAGAACCAGUACAAGCGCGAGUGCCUCGAGCUUGAGAAGAAGUAUCUCGAGCUCCAGAAGCCCUUGUAUGAACGCCGUCAUGCUCUCAUCUCCGGUUCAGCUCAGCCUACUGAGGAAGAGCUCGAGCGCGGAAACCAACAGUCUCUGAAGGACGACCCGGACCAUGUCGCACUUGACGCCUCCACCACCGCCGCCCCUAUCCCUGAAUUCUGGCUUACCGCCCUCCGAAACCACGUCGGCCUCGCCGAGAUCAUCACCGACCGUGACGCCGGCGCGCUCAAGCACCUCACCGAUAUCAGCAUCGAGUAUCUCACCGCUGAGGCCAGCGAAGGCAAGCCCGGCUUCAAGCUCAUCUUCACCUUCUCGCCAAACGAGUACUUCGAGAACGAGAAGCUGGAGAAGACAUACGUCUACCAGGAGGAGGUGGGCUACACGGGCGAUUUCGUGUACGACAAGGCUAUCGGGACGGAGAUCAAGUGGAAGGCGGAGAAGGAUCUGACGAAGGAGUUUGAGAUCAAGAAGCAACGGAAUAAGAACACCAACCGGACGCGUCUCGUUCGCAAGGCUCGUCCAACGGAGUCGUUCUUCAACUUCUUCAGCCCACCUACCCCGCCGGGUGAGGAUGCCCUUGAGAAUGGCGAGAUCGAGGAGGAGGAGCUGGACGAGCUGGAGGAGAAGCUCGAGAUGGACUACCAGAUCGGUGAGGAUAUCAAGGAGAAGAUCAUCCCCCGUGCGAUCGAUUAUUUCACCGGCAAGGCUCUCGAGUACGACAUGAUGGACGAGGACGAGGAUGACUACGAGGAUCUGGAUGAUGACGAGGACGAUUUCGAGGAUGAUGAUGACUCUGAAAGUGACAACGACCUUCCGGCAGCAAGACGUCGCGGUCCCCCGAAGGGCCGUGGCGGUGGUGCCGCCGGACAGAAAGUCGACCCCGAAGAAUGUAAACAGCAGUAGUCGCUCGUCGCAACGCUUCCUCGUUCGCCAUGGCUCGCAUCGUCUACAUCGCAUCGGCCCACGGUAACCUCAAAAUUCAUAGAGGCACGGCCUGCGCAGGGCCGUGAUUUCCCUCAUCCAUCUUUUUUUUUCAGCCGUUAUCUUUGUCUCUUGUUCUUGUACUUAUGCCUCCCCAAUUCACGUCGUCGUCGUAACUCAAUACAAGCCAUCCAAUCGAAUCGCCGUCAAUCGUUCUGUCUUCCUUUCACUUCCUUGGUCUUGGGUAACAUCUUCUCCUUUCGUCCGUCCGCAUAGCCUACGCUCCCUUCCCUCAUCCAUUCUCCCGUCCCUCUUCUGCCGUUCUUUGACAUAAUGCUCAUCCUUGUUGUUGUUGUCCUCCCUUGUCAGCCUUUCAUCUUUCAACUUCUGUGCGUUAAUUCACCGUGCUUCGCCCCUGUAGCAGCCGUGACGUGUUUAAACUUGUUCCAUCCCGCCGUUUUUUUUUCGUUCCAUUGUUCCAUUGUUCCACCUCUGUAUCACUUAUCGAGCUCGAACUCGUAACCUUGCCUUCCG